ACCCCAUUCUCUUCUCUCCGUGAUACACUACUGUUUGAAAACUCACAAAAAUGGCGGCAAGUUAACUAUUAAUCUAGUGCAGAAUCACACUACCCAGAACCUCUUUUUCACCUAAUUAACUAUUUAAUUCCGCGUACCUAAGUUAGUUAGGGCUUUGAUUCGUAAUACAGACUGAAAACCUUCCUCGGGAAAAUGGCGACUACGGAGGGUUCAUUAACCUCGCCGAUCUGCAAUUUGGCGAUUUUGGACUCGCUGAGUGCAAAUUCAACUGGACAAAUGGCGGACAGCUGGAACGCUUUCUGCGUAGCAACAGAAUCAGUAAUCGGAGGCGGUGGAGGUGAUUUAUUGUUAGCUCCUGAUUUCGUGUCGCAUUUGCGUAAUCUAUGCAAUCUCGGGCUGAAAUCGCUAAUUGUGGAGCACUUCCUUUGCUCGUUGGAGGAAAUAUUUGAGAAGCGCGGGGCAUCCAGGUUUUGGAAGCAUUUUGAUGCCUACAGUAAUUCUUCGGUUCUACAUAUGGAAGACCUGGAUGAACAAGAUGGGAUGCAAGAUCUAUUACAUAAAGCAUUGGAAGAGAUAUCAUCUGAAAAACAAUACCAGGAGAAGUGCCUGUUAAAGUUGGUCCAGGCUUUAGAGAUGUGCAGACAAAGUAAGCCAAACGGACCAACAUAUUCAGAUGAGCGAAACUAUCUACUCUCAAAAUAUCAGCUAACAGUAUCGUCAGUUCUCAUGGUCAGUCUACCUCGACAUUUUCCAGAUAUACUUCGCUGGUACUUUAGGAGACGACUGGAGGAGUUAAGUGCAAUGAUGGCUGUAGGCUGUGAGUAUGAUAACAAGCUACACAUAGAUGAUGGAAUGGACCUGGACUGCAAAACAGGGGAAAUGGAUGCUGAUGAAAUUCAUCAAGAUAGAACCAUUUUAGGAAACAACAAUUUAGUAAGGAACAUUGGAGAGAUCGUCCGUGAUCUUAGGAAUCUUGGAUUUACCUCAAUGGCUGAAGAUGCCUAUGCAUCUGCCAUAUUUCUACUAUUGAAGUCUAAAGUACAUGAGCUGGCUGGUGAUGAGUUCAGAUUUUCAGUAUUGGAGUCCAUCAAAGGAUGGAUACAGGCUGUGCCACUUCAGUUCUUACAUGCCCUUCUUGCUUACUUGGGUGAUUCUAGAAGUCAUGAAGGCCUUUCCUCUGGUCUGAAAUCCCCAUUGGCAUCUCAUCCGUCUUUUAAAUACUACGGAACUGGAGUUCCUUCAGAGGGACUUGUUCGAUGGCAGUUGCGCUUAGAGUAUUUUGCUUAUGAAACAUUACAAGAUUUAAGAAUAGCCAAGCUUUUCGAAAUUAUUGUGGAUUAUCCGGACAGUUCCCCUGCUAUUGAAGACUUGAAACAAUGUCUUGAAUAUACCGGGCAGCACUCAAAGCUUGUCGAUUCUUUCAUAGCUGCUUUAAAGUAUCGCUUACUGACAGCUGGUGCCUCUACCAAUGAUAUACUGCACCAAUAUGUUUCAACUAUUAAAGCCCUUCGAACAAUAGAUCCAGCUGGCGUUUUCCUUGAAGCAGUUGGUGAACCAAUCAGAGAAUAUUUGAGGGGAAGGAAGGACACCAUUAAAUCCAUUGUAACUAUGCUCACUGAUGGUGCUGGUGGGAAUCCUAGUGGACCUGGAAGUACCGGGGACAGUCUUCUUGAAGAAUUAAAUAGAGAUGAAGAAAAUCAAGAGAGUUCUAGCUAUGACGACGAUGUCAACACCGAUGACAAGCAAGCAUGGAUUAAUGCUCAAAGCUGGGAGCCUGAUCCAGUGGAGGCGGAUCCCUUAAAAGGCGGCAGGUAUCGGAGGAAGGUUGACAUUCUUGGUAUGAUAGUUGGCAUAAUUGGUUCAAAGGAUCAGCUGGUGAAUGAGUAUCGUGUUAUGCUGGCUGAAAAGCUUCUGAAUAAAUCUGACUAUGACAUUGACUCGGAGAUACGCACUUUGGAACUUCUGAAGAUACAUUUUGGUGAGGGUAGCAUGCAGAAGUGUGAAAUAAUGCUCAAUGAUCUAAUUGAUUCCAAAAGGACUAACACAAAUGUUAAAGCAACCAUCAAACAACAACCUCAGCCAGCUUCUGACGUAGGAGAGCAUGAGUUGUCUCUAGAUAAUCUUAAUGCUACAAUUAUAUCGUCAAAUUUCUGGCCACCUAUCCAGGAUGAGGCACUUAAUAUACCUGGACGGAUGGAAAAGAUUUUAAGUGACUAUGCCAAAAGGUUUAAUGAAAUCAAGACACCGCGUAAGCUCCUCUGGAAGAAAAAUCUUGGUACUGUAAAGUUGGAGCUGCAAUUUGAAGACAGAGUGUUGCCGUUCACUGUAACACCCCUUCACGCCUCCAUCAUCAGUCAAUUUGAGGAUCAGACAAGUUGGACAUCCAAGAGUCUUGCUGCUGCUGUCGGCGUACCUGUGGAAAUCUUGAAUAGAAGAAUAUAUUUCUGGAUAAACAAGGGAAUCCUAGCAGAAUCAGUAGAGGAGUCCGGUGACAAUAAGUUCAGUUUGGUGGAAGCCAUGGUUGAGAACGGAAAGAAUGGAGUUAACAGUGGCGGCUGUGACGAGCUUCUAGCGGGUGACGAUGAUGGAGAAAGAUCAAUAGCAUCUGUUGAAGAUCAACUGCUUAAAGAAAUGACUGUCUACGAGAAAUUUAUCACAGGGAUGCUUACCAAUUUUGGCAGCAUGGCACUGGACCGGAUUCACAAUACUCUCAAGAUGUUUUGCAGAGGAGAUCCUGCUUAUGACAAAUCACUCCAACAGUUGCAGAGCUUUUUGGCUGGUCUAGUUGCAGAAGAGAAACUUGAACUUAAAGAUGGAAUGUAUUUGUUAAAGAAGUAAUAGCCCCACCAUAUAUCUUUUUAUUUAUUGGAAAUCGAAGAGAAGCGCAGGUUUAUAUGGUUGGCAACGAGGGCUCUAAGUUAUCGAGACUCUUUAAUAUUCGAUCCGGUGUAAUUUUAAUCUGAGUUUUUAAGUAAGCUUGUUGUAUCAAUGGUAAAACUAUGCAAGUUAUAUGUUAAUCGGAUCUUCAAAAAAAAUCA
Molecule: messenger RNA, 3038 nt
Organism: Erythranthe guttata (spotted monkey flower)
Lineage: Eukaryota; Viridiplantae; Streptophyta; Magnoliopsida; Lamiales; Phrymaceae
Gene: APC2
Product: anaphase-promoting complex/cyclosome 2
Biological process (GO): ubiquitin-dependent protein catabolic process; metaphase/anaphase transition of mitotic cell cycle; protein K11-linked ubiquitination
Cellular component (GO): anaphase-promoting complex
Molecular function (GO): ubiquitin protein ligase binding
Source: RefSeq, a predicted model, not a curated record